AGCCCGAUCGCGAAGCUUACUCGACUACGCUACGGUCUACGCAUCGCGAGAAUUCCUAUACGAGUAUUAUCAUUUAUUUGACAUUAUUCAGUGAUUUCAAUGGCAGGAAGACCAGACGAGAAGAACCUCGAAAGCAGACGAGAAUAUCUGGGUAAAUACGAGAAAAGUCAUGUUGGAAAGUGGGUGAGAGAUUCCCUUUCUAAGAUCAUUGCUAACCGGCCAGAAGAUCCCAUACAGUUUCUUGCCAGCUACUUUGAAAGUAUUCGGGAGAAGGGUAAUCGAGUGGUGAGGGCACACCAAGUGCUGUAUCUCACUCAUCAUAGUCGUUUGGCCUUUGAAGAUAAUGUAGCCACAGCCUACCAGAUCUUGAGUACACCAUCAAGUUCUAAACAUUCUUUUGGUUUGACGGGAUCAGCUUAUAAGGAAUUGUUGCGGAAAAUUUUGAGGUUUGUUCCAGAAACAGUAGAAGAUGAUAUCAUGAGAAAGAUCGGCCCUAGAGACCAUGAAUUCAUUCCACUUGACGUGUUUCAUCAUGGAAUACUGACUGCAUUUGUACUUAUUGAUUUCUUACAACAAUCAGAAGGAUUAUAUAAUUGUUUGGACUCUCAUUCAAAUGGUCAGGUUCCUCACAUUCUCUGUGAAGCUGUUCUUCAUGAGCUCAAGGAGUCUGUUACUUCAACAUCUACUGAGCCUAUAUCAAUACUUCAAGCGGGAGCUCGGUUGAAUGAAUCUCAGAUACUGCACUGCUUAGAAGAGGCAGAAACUGAAGCAAAGUCCAACCUUAGUGGAUCAAUGUCAUCAGAUGAAUUCAUUAGACAUGCUACUGAUAUCUUUCUUGAAAAGGUUAGACCGAUCAGAUGAUCUUAAGAUCAUCAAUUCAUCAUUGCUUGAAAAUCAUGAACUUAAUCAUCAUUGCUUGAAAAGAAAGCAUAAACCUAUUGGCAUAAUGGCAUAACUUUCAGAUAGUGUCUUGCAAAUACUGUGAGUACUGUAUUAUUUAACUUGUAAAUACAUGUAUGGCUACUAUUUCAUUUGGAAAAAGUGCAAUAGUUUUUAUACCACUCUUAUUUAAUCAUGUUUGAAGGAGAGAGGUUUGUUAUCUGGAACUCAAAGAGCUAUUAGAUGUUAAUCAGUAUUAAAGGAGUGAAAUGGAUCUAAUUAUCAAAUCAUGCAUGUAAUUUAUGGUGAGAGGAUAAUUGAAAGUUUUAUUUUCUAUUAAGGUCUUUUACUUUAGCCCCUUUUUAAGAAGUCUAUAUAGAAAUUAGGAUAUCUAAAUUUAUCCCGUCACUAUACACCCUUUCAUAUAAGGUUUAGUGAUGGAUUUUAAAGUUGGUUUCCUCAAUUCCUUUGCAUAUAAUGAUCAAUGUACAUAUUAAAUCAGAUAUAAAUUCAGUCUGCAAUGAAUUGCUACAGUGUUUAAUAGUUACAGGGACCCUGAAAUAACCCUCCCCUCUUAUUUUGUGCAUACAUUCGUAAUUCCGAAGCUUCGGUUAUUCCGAAGGUUCGUAUUUCCGAAGGUUCGUUAUUCCAAAGGUUCGU
This is a messenger RNA of Lytechinus variegatus (green sea urchin), 1539 nucleotides long. RefSeq names its product tubulin polyglutamylase complex subunit 1-like (gene tpgs1). The record is from RefSeq and is a predicted model, not a curated record. Gene Ontology annotation, molecular function: microtubule binding. Lineage: Eukaryota; Metazoa; Echinodermata; Echinoidea; Temnopleuroida; Toxopneustidae. Gene Ontology annotation, biological process: protein polyglutamylation. The coding region runs from base 100 to 861 and encodes 253 amino acids. The transcript has 9 exons.